UCCCACAAUCACUUGUUAUCAGAAAGUUACUUGUUUUGACAAAUUGUGAUGGUAUUUUUGUGUAUUUAGUUAUACUGUUACAAACAACUUCUUCUAAUAUCCAGCAGUGGAGCAAGACAGUGUUUAAUUUUUGUUAUUUAUAGCAAGGCACCUGAUAGCUUAACUCACAGAAUCCGCUUGGCUUUCAAGUAGUUCAGACGCAAAUAAGUGCCUGCAUAUACACCCGCAUACACGCACAUGCAAACGCACAGAAAUUUAAAAAUUUAUUCAAUCCACAUACAUGCAUUCAUACAUAAAUCGUAAGUAGUUAGUGGUGAAAUACAAUACGCAAUGGCACAACAACCAGGCACCGGCGGAAAAUACUGCUUUGCCAUUGAUCGAGGUGGUACUUUCACGGAUAUCAUUUGCAUCCGUCCAGAUGGCAAAGUACGUACACUGAAACUCUUGUCGGAGGAUCCCAGCCGUUAUAGUGAUGCACCAAGAGAAGGUAUACGUCGCAUAUUAAAAGAGGAAACUGGGAGCGAUGUUACUGCGGAGGGGCUUGUUGAUACUAGUCAAAUUGGUUGGGUACGUAUGGGUACAACUGUGGCCACGAAUGCAUUGCUGGAACGCAAAGGCGAUCCCGUAGCGCUUGUGGUGAAUGAAGGCUUUCGUGAUUUGCUUUACAUAGGCAAUCAAGCGCGUCCUAAAAUCUUCGAGCUCAAUAUACGGAAACCAUCAAAUUUAUAUAAAACAGUUGUGGAGAUUAGUUGUCGUAUUGUGCCAGAGCAAUCGAAUCGCUGCAAGUUGGAACACACUUGGAGGGCGCUCGAAGGCACUUCAGGCGCUAAGUAUUUGGAAAUGCAACCGGUCGAUGUAGCAAAUGUGCGUGCUUCUUUACAAGAAGUUCGCGAACAAGGCAUCACAAGUGUAUCUGUGGUGCUGGCGCAUAGUUUUGCUUGCCCAGUGCAUGAAUUGCAAGUAGGCGCAAUAGCAAAGGAGCUUGGAUUUACGCAUAUCACACUCUCACACCAGGCUAUGCCGAUGCGGCGCUUAGUAGCGCGCGGUUAUACGGCCUGCGCCGAGGCAUAUCUAACGCCGCACGUCGAACGUUAUCUCAACAGCUUCAAAUCCGGCUUUGAUAAGGAGUUGGAGGGCGUUGACGUUCUCUUCAUGCAAUCGGAUGGCGGCUUGGUGCGUAUGGAAAACUUUCGCGGCGCACGUGCCAUACUCUCCGGUCCAGCAGGUGGCGUUGUUGGCUAUGCAAUGACUGGGGCGCGUGAAACGGAAGCGCCACUGAUAGGUUUUGACAUGGGCGGCACAUCAACCGAUGUUUCCCGCUAUGCGGGCGUCUAUGAGCAUGUAAUUGAAAGCACAACCGCUGGCGUAACAAUACAAGCGCCCCAAUUGGACAUCAAUACAGUGGCAGCUGGCGGCGGUUCGAUGCUUUUCUUUCGUUCGGGACUUUUUGUGGUCGGCCCCGAAUCUGCGGGCGCUCAUCCCGGUCCAGCUUGCUACAAAAAGGGUGGUCCACUAACGGUAACAGAUGCUAAUUUAAUUUUAGGUCGCUUAUUGCCUGAUUAUUUUCCAAAAAUAUUUGGCCCCAAAGAAAAUGAAGCGCUUGAUUUUACGGUAACUAAAGAAAAAUUCGAGCAAAUGCGUAUUUUGAUUAAUGAGUACCUGAAAAGUGGUGGCGACACGAAACAAUUAACAGUUGAGGAUGUGGCUUUAGGCUUCAUACGAGUCGCCAAUGAAGCUAUGUGUCGUCCCAUAAGAGCGCUAACGCAAGCGCGUGGGUUGGACACGUCACAGCAUGUGCUGGCUUGCUUUGGCGGCGCUGGUGGACAACAUGCCUGCUCUAUUGCGCGCGAGUUGGGAAUAAGUAAGGUACUUGUACACAAAUAUGCCGGUGUGCUCUCCGCCUACGGCAUGGCACUUGCUGAUGUUGUACAGGAGACGCAAGAGCCUUGUGGCUUGGAUUUUUCGGCCGAAAAUGCUGGUAUUUUCAAGGCACGGCUAGACGCAUUAGCCGAGCAAUCCAAUAAAAGCUUAAGAUUACAGGGCUACAGCAAAAUUGAGUUGGAACCAUUUUUGCAUUUGCGUUAUGACGGUACCGACUGUGCUUUGAUGUGCGCGCCAGCCGCCACGACGAGCAAUGAAGAUGUUUUACUUGCAUCCUACGGCGACUUCAUCGCCACAUUUCUUCAACGCUAUCGUACCGAAUUCGGCUUUGUUUUACAAAAUCGCGCGAUUGUUGUAGAUGAUAUACGCGUGCGAGGCCUGGGCAAGAAUAAUACACCACCCGAAGUUGAAAUCGAGAAAUCUGUUGCAACCACACCUAAGCCAGAGGGUUUCACUCGCAUUUUCUUCGAGCAAGGUGCCCAUGAGUCACCGAUCUACUUGACUAAACAUCUGUUGGCUGGCUGUAAAAUACAGGGACCAGCAAUUCUGAUUGAUCAACUUUCGACCAUACUUUUGGAACCGGAAUGUGUAGCAGAGGUGACGACGCGCGGCGAUCUCAUCAUCAAUGUAAGCUCCAGCAAACGCAACGUAGUCGACUGCAAACUCGAUGCCAUACAGUUGAGCAUAUUUAGCCAUCGUUUUAUGAGUAUUGCCGAGCAAAUGGGCAGGGUACUCCAGCGCACUUCGAUUUCUACAAACAUCAAAGAACGUCUUGACUUUUCCUGCGCGCUCUUCGGGCCCGACGGCGGUCUAGUGAGCAAUGCGCCACAUAUACCCGUGCACUUAGGCGCCAUGCAAGAGACAGUGCAAUAUCAGCUGAAAGUGCGCGGGGAUAGCUUGAAGAAUGGCGAUGUUAUUUUGUCCAAUCAUCCGCAAGCGGGCGGUUCGCAUCUACCCGAUUUGACAGUGAUAACGCCGGUGUUUUAUCGCGAUCAACCGAAACCGGUUUUCUUUGUCGCCUCGCGUGGUCAUCACGCCGAUAUCGGUGGCAUCACACCCGGCUCAAUGCCGCCACAUUCCACAUCACUAGCGCAGGAAGGCGCCGCCUUUAAAUCUUUUCUAAUUGUCGAGGGUGGUGUAUUCCAGGAGAAGAAUAUCAUUCAACGUUUAAUAACGCCGACAGGCGCAAAAGGUGCCACCGGAACGCGCAAUUUGCCCGACAACAUUUCGGAUCUUAAAGCGCAAAUCGCCGCCAAUCACAAAGGCAUACAACUCGUUUCCGAGCUCAUCGAUAGCUACGGCUUGGAUGUCGUACAGGCCUACAUGAGUUAUAUACAACAAAAUGCCGAGGUUGCCGUACGCGAUAUGCUCAAAGAGAUUGCGCAGCAGGUGCUCAAGCGCAAUGGCACCACCACGCUGGAGGCGGUUGAAUUCAUGGAUGAUGGUUCGCCUAUCAAACUGCGUGUAGAAAUCGACUCCGAGCAGGGAAAUGCGUUGUGUGAUUUCACCGGUUCGGGUCCGGAAGUGUGGGGCAAUUGUAAUGCACCACGCGCCAUUACGCUCUCUGCGCUCAUUUACUGCCUACGCUGCAUGGUUGGUCAUGAUGUGCCGUUGAAUCAAGGCUGCUUGGCGCCCAUCAAAGUUAUUGUGCCUAAGAACUCCAUAUUAGAUCCAUCCGAGGGCGCAGCAGUGGUGGGCGGCAAUGUGCUAACAUCUCAGCGCAUCGUCGAUACUGUACUGAAGACAUUUAACGUGUGUGCGGCCUCAUGUGGCUGUAUGAAUAAUAUUACCAUCGGCGAUGAAGAGUGGGGCUACUAUGAGACGGUGGCUGGUGGUGCAGGCGCUGGACCCACAUGGCAUGGCGCAGACGGUGUACAUACACAUAUGACCAAUACGCGCAUAACAGAUCCGGAGAUAUUGGAAUUGCGUUACCCAAUCAUAUUGAAACGCUUCUGCUUGCGCACCGACCAAUCGGGUGGUGCUGGCCAGUUCCAUGGCGGUGAAGGCGUGGAACGUGAAUUACUCUUCCGGAAGCCGGUAACGCUAUCGAUUUUGACUGAGCGUCGCACGUUGCAGCCAUACGGGCUGGUGGGUGGACAGCCGGGGAAGAGUGGCUUGAAUUUGUUGCGUAAACCGGAUGGUCGAGUCAUUUCACUGGGCGGAAAGACCUGCAUCGAUGUGGAGACAGGGGAUCUGUUUAUGCUGAAAACGCCUGGCGGUGGCGGUUAUGGCGUGCCAAGAGAAGAUGCACCUGGUGGUUGGAAAGUGGCCUCACAUGCUGAAAAGCAUCAGUUAACCGAACGUGGUAGCGUCUUCGAAUAUAGGCAGGCGCAGGAGUCGGCUUAAACUUUAUUGAAAGCGCAACACAAAUAAGUAAAAUGCGAAGUGAUGAGCGUUAAUGUCCGUGGAAAAGUGCAAUUAAUUUUUACAGCUAAAAUUUAUGUCAUUAAGAAAAUAUGUAUUGUUUGUUGUAACGGAUUUCGUUUGCAAAUUAUUAUUAAUAUUUUGUUUUAAUGCAUAAAAAUUACGAUUUUUA
This is a messenger RNA of Rhagoletis pomonella (apple maggot), 4417 nucleotides long. RefSeq names its product 5-oxoprolinase. The transcript has 8 exons. Gene Ontology annotation, biological process: glutathione metabolic process. The coding region runs from base 331 to 4227 and encodes 1298 amino acids. The record is from RefSeq and is a predicted model, not a curated record. Gene Ontology annotation, molecular function: 5-oxoprolinase (ATP-hydrolyzing) activity. Gene Ontology annotation, cellular component: cytosol. NCBI's taxonomy places the organism in Eukaryota, Metazoa, Arthropoda, Insecta, Diptera, Tephritidae.